AUGUCAAAUAUUAUUAAAAACGAAAUUCUCAAAGAUGAUGAAAAGUUAAAAUUCAAAUUACUUUUCACUUCAAUUAAUAAAAAAAAGACUUUUUUUAUAUAUUCAACUUCAAAAUCGAAACAGAAAUUAGAUCAAACUAACAAUGUACCAUUUCUACCCAACCUUAUACAUGAUUCAUUUAAUCAAUAUACAUGGGAAGAAGAAGCAAUUCCUCAAAUAUUCACAGCUGCAAUCCAACACAUCCAAUCACACUAUGUGAUCGAAGAGACAAUCAUCAUGCGGGAUGCACUAAAACGAAUAACCUGGCCACGAUUUAGAUCAACGGCAAAUAAUGCACAAGAAGCAGAAUGGCAAGAAAUAUUUCUGAAUAAUACGGAUAAAUAUUUACCUGGAUUUAAAUAUCUUUGGGAAGUUGAGUGGGAACCGGUGCCAGGGCGUCCGGAUCUUGGCCAGAAUGAUUUAAUUAUGACCAAUGGAUACGGCGUAUUUGCAGUGGUCGAAGUUAAAUUGAUUUAUGAUGAAGACGCAGUUGACAAUAAACGAAUUAGAAAAGUUACGGAGCAAGCGAGAAAAUAUAAAGAUUGUUUUAUCAAAGAGAACAUGAAUAAUUGUAAGGUGUUGGCAGUGAUUGGUGUUACUUUUACAAAUCAAAAGAAUGGGACCGUUCGUUUUCUAGAAGAAUAUGAUUCAUUGAUUGCGAACGCAAUUGCAAAUGCAUGUAAAUUGAAUAUUGAAAAUUUCUUGUUUAACCUCAACAAUUUAAUUCAGAAUUCUG
Molecule: messenger RNA, 775 nt
Organism: Ambispora leptoticha
Lineage: Eukaryota; Fungi; Glomeromycota; Glomeromycetes; Archaeosporales; Ambisporaceae
Source: the annotation of a GenBank genome assembly